ACUUGUCAUGACAAGUGCGUCGUAUCCACCUACACGAGUACUCGCAGUAAACAUCGACUAGUGACUUAUAUCAUAUAUACAGAACGGAUUAUCUAACAUGUAAAGUGUUGGUGAUGAUCUUCUGAUGUUCCUUAUGUUCUUGACAAAUCGACAGCGAGAGGGAAAGUUUUUGUGAUUAAGGUUUCUUGAAAUGUGUCGAAUUAUAUUUCUCCCUCUGGAAAGCUACAAGAACGCCGUGAGCAUACCGGAAACACAGAACAUAUAGGCUUGUCAACACAGGGAACACCUAUACACAUCCGUGAAAAUGUCUUUCUUAAGAAGGCUGCAAGACGGUAACGCAGUUACGCACCAACACGAUGGACCCCCUUGCACACCAGUGGAAACGCCAGUUUUUAGAGAGCUACGGGAAGGCAGGGGUGCAAGUGACAACGGAUCUAGACGAGAGCUACAGGAAGGCAGGGAUGCAAGUGACACCGGACCUAGACGAGAGCUACGGGAAGGCAGGGGUGCAAGUGACAACGGAUCUAGACGAGAGCUACAGGAAGGCAGGGAUGCAAGUGACACCGGACCUAGACGAGAGCUACGGGAAGGCAGGGGUGCAAGUGACAACGGAUCUAGACGAGAGCUGCAGGAAAGCAGGGGUGCAAGUGACAACGGAUCUAGACGAGAGCUGCAGGAAAGCAGGGAUGCAAGCGACACCGGACCUAGACGAGAGCUACGGGAAGGCAGUGAUGCAAGUGACACCGGACCUAGACGGGAGCAGCAACGUGAUGAGGCUUCUGACAGAACAGCAAGGCGAAUGUUUGAAGAACGCAGGAAGAUUGCCGAAAGCAAAGCCAGGCGGCGAUUACGCACACAGCGGACGUCACGGGAAAUAACUCCCCUUCUUUUGAAACACAAACGUGUCAUUGUUGGUACUGCCGUUGCAGUCGGUGCUGUUGUUGCACUGGCUGCCGUCGUAGGUAUUCUAGCCAGUAGAAACACUAAACCGAUAACAGCAACAACGACAACGACAUCAACAACUACAACGUUUCUGCUUCCAUCUCUGUCAAUGCAAAAUGUGACCUUCUUUGAGGGAGAAGAGGAUCUGUAUCUCCUGUGCACGAUAUCUGGUGACGAAGAAAUAUCCGAGGUCUUAUUUUUCAAAGAUGACGCUCAGCUGAAGGAUGGGUAUAGUAUUGACGUCAAUGGGAGGCAAUAUGCCCUGACAAAGAAAGGAGCCACGUGCUCGGACUCGGGAAAGUAUAUGUGUCGGGCGACUGGGGAGUUUGGAACCAUCUACACAGCAUCCACGGUAAAUAUAUCUGCGAAGCCAUGUAAACCUACGCUAAAAGAUGCAUGGCAGAUCAUUUUGAACAACAUUUCAAGUAAUCCAAACAGUAUGAAUCAACAGGGAUUUGAGGUGCCACAAGCGUGUAAUGGAACUUUGGUCGACGCUGAGAGAUGCUGUUACCUCAUAGACAAUGGGGGGAUAACUCUGCAUCUGAAAGGAUGUGAGAACUUCACCUUCACGGCAGACGUGUCUCCCUGUGACUGUACGGCUGACCGUGUGGCAGUCCCCAGACCCACCACAUACCCCGACAACUGUAACCUGUACUACACGUGUAGUGGAGGUGUCAAACAGGACGCCACGUGUACCGGAAGUGACUUCACUGCCGACCCCAGCAAGCAGGCGUGUACCGCCAAUCCAGAUGACAGCUAUUGUGCCAAGGUCAAAGCAGGUGAAAUCAAGGCAUGCUCAUCGCCCGCAGGAUAACACAGAGUGACACAGAGUGAGACAGAGUGACACAGAGUGACACAGAGUGAGAUAGAGUGACAAAGAGUGACAAAGAGUGACACAAGCUAACACAGACUGACACAGAGUGAGACAGGGUAACACAGAGUGACACAGAGUGAGAUAGAGUGACACAGAGUGACACAGAGUGAGAUAGAGUGACAAAGAGUGACACAGGCUAACACAGACUGACACAGAGUGAGACAGGGUAACACAGACUGACACAGGUUAACACAGAGUGAGACAGGUUAACACAGAGUGACACAGAGUGAGACAGGGUAACACAGAGUAACACAGAGUGAGAUAGAGUGACACAGAGUGACACAGAGUGACACAAAGCGAGAUAGAGUGACAAAGAGUGACACAGGCUAACACAGAGUGACACAGAGUGAGACAGGGUAACACAGACUGACACAGGCUAACACAGAGUGAGACAGGUUAACACAGACUGACACAGAGUGAGACAGGGUAACACAGAGUGAGAUAGAGUGACACAGAGUGACACAGAGUGACACAGGCUAACACAGACUGACACAGAGUGAGACAGGUUAACACAGAGUGACACAGAGUGAGAUAGAGUGACACAGAGUGACACAGAGUGAGAUAGAGUGACAAAGAGUGACACAGGCUAACACAGAGUGACACAGAGUGAGACAGGGUAACACAGACUGACACAGGUUAACACAGACUGACACAGAGUGAGACAGGGUAACACGGACUGACACAGGUUAACACAGAGUGAGACAGGUUAACACAGAGUGACACAGAGUGAGACAGGUUAACACAGAGUGACACAGAGUGAGAUAGAGUGACACAGAGUGACACAGAGUGAGAUAGAGUGACAAAGAGUGACACAGGCUAACACAGAGUGACACAGAGUGAGACAGGGUAACACAGACUGACACAGGUUAACACAGACUGACACAGAGUGAGACAGGGUAACACGGACUGACACAGGUUAACACAGAGUGAGACAGGUUAACACAGAGUGACACAGAGUGAGACAGGUUAACACAGAGUGACACAGAGUGAGACAGGUUAACACAGAGCGACACAGAGUGAGACAGGUUAACACAGACUGACACAGAGUGAGACAGGGUAACACAGACUGACACAGGUUAACACAGAGUGAGACAGGUUAACACAGAGUGACACAGAGUGAGACAGGUUAACACAGAGUGACACAGGCUAACACCGUCUUACACAGAGUGGGACAGGUUAACACAGAGUGACACAGAGUGAGACGUCCAACUAGCGUCAGAUCAGAUGUGAACACACCUAUAGCAUUACCAUGGUUGACAUCCAAGCACACACACGUGACAACACUCAUACGCAAUGUUUACAGGUGGCAUAUUUAUUAUCAUGUCGUAUUGUUGGUUUACAAAACUAAUAUCACUUUAUGAUGGAGAUUAUGAUGAUGUUGAUAAUAACAAUAAUAAUAAUAAUAAUCAAAUGUGAUUUUGCAUCAAAAUUUAAAUAUGAAAUGUAGAUUAUGCAAAGUAGAAUAGCAAUUGGUACUAUUGUCAAUAAACGGUUUCACAAUG
This is a messenger RNA of Haliotis rufescens (red abalone), 3318 nucleotides long. RefSeq lists its product as uncharacterized. Gene Ontology annotation, molecular function: chitin binding. The record is from RefSeq and is a predicted model, not a curated record. Bases 305 to 1756 code for a protein of 483 amino acids. Lineage: Eukaryota; Metazoa; Mollusca; Gastropoda; Lepetellida; Haliotidae. The transcript is spliced from 15 exons. Gene Ontology annotation, cellular component: extracellular region.